GGCGGGGCGGGGACAGGUGGGGCCGAUAGCGCCUUGUGAGGGGGCUGUCGCUGCUGUCGCUCCUCCUCCGCCUGUUCCUCCUCCUCCGCUUGUUCCUCCUCCUCCGCCUGUUCGUCCUCCUCCUUCUUCUCGUCCUCCUCUUGGUAGCUCGGGGCUGGCGGGCAGGCUCUGGCUGCGGCCCCGCUGCUCCCCGCUGAGGCGGCGCGGCCUCCGCUCUCUCCUCUCGGCCGCUGCCCGGGCUCUGGCGCGAUGUCGGGUGGCGCGGCGGGCACCCCCAGGCCGCUUCCCUCCUCCGGACCCAAGUCGCUGCGGGAGAUGCCGCAUCCCCUGGCCACCUCCAGCAGUGAGGAGAUGGGGCCGGCGCUCAGCCCCAGCCCCGACCUGCUCUUGCCCCGCGGCAUCGCCGAUAAGGAUCUCAGUCUACCCAGUGGCACACCUGUGGACACUUCUAGCCCAGCCUCUUCCUCAUCUCUCCUCAACCGACUGCAGCUGGAUGAUGAUUUGGAUGGGGAAACUAGAGACCUCUUUGUCACAGUUGAUGAUCCCAAAAAGCAUGUGUGCACAAUGGAAACAUAUAUCACAUACAGGGUUACAACAAAGACCACACGAGCAGAGUUUGAUUUACCAGAGUAUUCUGUCCGCCGGCGGUACCAAGACUUUGACUGGUUGAGAAACAAGCUGGAAGAGUCUCAGCCAACACAUCUCAUUCCCCCUCUUCCUGAAAAAUUUGUGGUAAAGGGUGUUGUUGAUCGCUUUUCUGAAGAGUUCGUGGAGACAAGGAGGAAAGCAUUAGACAAGUUUUUGAAGAGAAUAACUGAUCACCCUGUGCUUUCUUUUAAUGAGCACUUCAACGUGUUUCUUACAGCCAAGGAUCUUAAUGCCUACAAAAAGCAAGGAAUGGCAUUGCUGUCGAAGAUGGGGGAGUCUGUAAAAUAUGUCACAGGAGGCUACAAAUUAAGAAGUCGAACACUGGAGUUUGCAGCCAUUGGAGAGUAUCUAGACACGUUCUCUCUAAAGCUUGGUACCAUUGACAGAAUAGCACAAAGGAUUAUCAAGGAACAGCUGGAAUACUUGGUGGAACUACGUGAAUAUGGACCUGUUUAUUCAACCUGGGGAGGGCUGGAGGUUGAGCUGUCAGAGCCACUGGAAGGUGUGUCUGCCUGUAUUGGGAACUGCUGCACAGCUCUUGAAGAACUCAGUGAAGACAUGACAGAAGACUUCCUGCCUGUGCUUAGGGAAUAUAUAUUGUACUCAGAGUUAAUGAAGAAUGUGUUGAAGAAGAGAGACCAAGUUCAAGCGGAGUAUGAAGCAAAACUGGAAGCAGUAGCCUUGAAAAAAGAAGACCGUCCAAAGGUACCCACGGAUGUUGAGAAGUGUCAAGACCGAGUUGAAUGUUUCAAUGCUGACCUGAAAGCAGAUCUGGAGAGAUGGCAGAACAAUAAAAGACAAGACUUCAGGCAACUGCUCAUGGGGAUGGCAGAUAAAAACAUCCAGUACUACGAGAAGUGCCUUACGGCGUGGGAGUCAAUUAUACCACUAUUGCAAGACAAGCCUGAGACCAAAUAAGAAGUACCUUCAUGGACAGUCUAGCACUUCUGUGCUCAGUACCACUAGACAUACUGGAACUGUAUGAAGGACUCCUUUUGUCAAGUUAACUGAAAUGCCAGCUGCACUUGGGCUGGAACAGAUGCUCUGAAAACUGUUUCUUUUCCUCACUUUCUGUGUUUAAACUGGGGUAUGUUUCAUCUUUUUGAGUUAUCUUGAGUGGUUCCUUCUUUAUCCUAUGGAGUGAUUGGGGGUUCAUAGUGAAAGUGCAUGGGGAUCUUGAUAAAACUUACCUCUCUAGUCUGGAAGGAGCUGAUGAGUGAAACACUAAAAAGAUGAAAAAAUAACUCUGCUGCAAGGUGCCAAAUGACAUCUUCAUUACCAUUCUGGUUUUUUAGCAAAAAAAAAAAAAA
Molecule: messenger RNA, 1958 nt
Organism: Calypte anna (Anna's hummingbird)
Lineage: Eukaryota; Metazoa; Chordata; Aves; Apodiformes; Trochilidae
Gene: SNX30
Product: sorting nexin family member 30
Exons: 9
Coding region: 250-1566 (438 amino acids)
Cellular component (GO): cytoplasm
Molecular function (GO): protein binding; phosphatidylinositol binding
Source: RefSeq, a predicted model, not a curated record